Messenger RNA from Dufourea novaeangliae, 1058 nucleotides. RefSeq names its product protein farnesyltransferase/geranylgeranyltransferase type-1 subunit alpha (gene Fnta). Gene Ontology annotation, molecular function: CAAX-protein geranylgeranyltransferase activity; protein farnesyltransferase activity. Gene Ontology annotation, cellular component: cytoplasm; CAAX-protein geranylgeranyltransferase complex; protein farnesyltransferase complex. NCBI's taxonomy places the organism in Eukaryota, Metazoa, Arthropoda, Insecta, Hymenoptera, Halictidae. The transcript has 5 exons. The coding region runs from base 63 to 1058 and encodes 331 amino acids. The record is from RefSeq and is a predicted model, not a curated record. Gene Ontology annotation, biological process: protein farnesylation; protein geranylgeranylation.
AGAGAUAAGUUCUGAAAGGUUGUGUUGGCCUGUGUUUUUGCACGAUAUUCUGCAAGGAAAAAAUGUCCAAUAGUUCAGAUGAAGAAUUGAAUUGUGGAGAUGUACCUGAGGAUGUAAAUUGGGUGCUAUACAAAGAUCGAGAAGAAUGGAAUGACGUGACUCCAAUAUCGCAGGAUGAUGGUCCACAUCCUAUUGUUGCAAUUGCUUAUUCUGAAAGAUUUUGCGACGCCUAUAACUAUUUCCGAGCUAUUUUAAAAUCUGGUGAAAAAUCAGAACGAGCAUUGGCUUUAACAGCGAGUUGUGUUUGGCUUAAUCCAGCUAACUAUACAGUGUGGCAAUAUAGAAGAGAGAUACUUAAGGCUCUUGGAAAGGAAUUACGAGAUGAGUUAAAAUAUAUUAGUGAAAUGAUAAAAUACUAUUCGAAAACUUAUCAAAUCUGGCAUCAUAGAAAAGUUAUUGUUGAAUGGCUACAAGAUACCACUGGUGAAUUAGCAUUUACAGAAAGUAUAUUAAAAAAAGAUGCAAAGAAUUAUCACUCAUGGCAAUAUCGUCAGUGGUGUAUAAAGACAUUUAAUUUAUUUGAUAAAGAAUUGGAGUAUGUAGAACGACUUUUAAGUGAGGAUAUACGGAAUAAUUCUGCUUGGAAUCAACGUUAUUUUGUAAUAAAUAAUACAACAAAAUUCGAACAGAGUAUAGUUGAUAGAGAAAUUGAUUAUGCCUUGGAUAAAAUACAAUUAGUGAAAGGAAAUGAAAGUGCUUGGAAUUACCUUAGGGGCAUUUUGAUGAAGGAUAGCAGUGGUCUAGGUUAUAAUGAAAAAGUAAGACGGAAAUGUGAAGAACUAUAUUCAGAUGGAUGUCGUACGAAUCAUUUACUGGCGUGUAUUAUAGACAUUUCUCAAGAAAGACCGAUAUCAGAAGAAUCACCAGAUUCGUUAUUCCAUAUUAAUAAUGCUCUUAAGCUAUGUAAAGAAUUGUCUGAAAAACAUGAUAGAAUAAGAAGGCGAUAUUGGGAUUACGUUGGUCAGCAAAUAAUGGAAAAGUUGAAGCAAGAAUCUUAA